Messenger RNA from Stylophora pistillata, 462 nucleotides. RefSeq lists its product as uncharacterized. NCBI's taxonomy places the organism in Eukaryota, Metazoa, Cnidaria, Anthozoa, Scleractinia, Pocilloporidae. The record is from RefSeq and is a predicted model, not a curated record.
AUGGAAAAAGUACAAAAAAAAAAAGUUUUUGAAAAGAUCGCCGCCGACUUCAAAGCAAAGUCAGAUUUAAGAGUGUCUGGUGUCCAGUGCCUAAGGAAAUGGGCGAAAUUAGAGGCUAAACAAAGGGAGAUUGUUGAUCACAACAAAAAGAGCGGAAAUGGUACACAUAUGUGGAAAUAUUAUGCACAAAUGGAAGAUUGUAUUGGUGGACAAAGUAGUGUCAACCCAACUUUCACUCUGGAAUCAUCUUCUUCUACAGUCAUUUCUGAUUAUGGAGAGAGCUCAUCUGAAGACGGCGAAAAUUCAUGUGCACCACCCGACAAAAAGAAGGCUCCUUCCAAACGCCCUUCAAAGAAACGAAGAAGCAGAUUCUCAGCGUCCGAAAUGCUUGAAUUUCUCAGGGAAUAUCAAGUCCCACCCCCCAUGGAAGGAGGGUGUCCCAUUGGAAGUCUCCUAAUGUGA